Molecule: messenger RNA, 2351 nt
Organism: Gadus morhua (Atlantic cod)
Lineage: Eukaryota; Metazoa; Chordata; Actinopteri; Gadiformes; Gadidae
Gene: cyp27a1.1
Product: cytochrome P450, family 27, subfamily A, polypeptide 1.1
Exons: 9
Coding region: 277-1668 (463 amino acids)
Biological process (GO): cholesterol metabolic process; glucocorticoid biosynthetic process; cortisol metabolic process
Cellular component (GO): mitochondrial inner membrane
Molecular function (GO): heme binding; oxidoreductase activity, acting on paired donors, with incorporation or reduction of molecular oxygen; monooxygenase activity
Source: RefSeq, a predicted model, not a curated record
UGUGUUUACUCACAUGCAUUCCACUGGGCUGCAACAUGGCUGCGUGCUUGGUGAGGAGCUCAGUGCUCCGAAGGGCCAGCCCCGGCCACUGGCUACGGCCACGUCCCAGCACUGGUGCCCUGGUGUCCUGCAGGGCAGAGGGAGGCCCCCCCUCAUCCUCCAUAGCUCUCCCAGCCUCCGGCGGGGACAAGCUGAGGACCAUCCAGGACCUACCAAAGGUUGGCCUCUGGGAGGUUGUGUACAGAAUGGUCUUCCAGGGCUACUACAACCGUCUUCAUGAUCUCCAGGUAUGCUGCCACAUAUCUUCCAAGAAGUUUCUCCUGUUGCAAACCUGCAAAAAUCAUCAAUAAGAUUCACGAAAAAGAGCUUUACGGGCCCAUUUACGUGGGGGGGUUUAAAACAGUCUCGCUGAGUAGUGUGAAGCUAAUGGAGGAGGUCUUGAGAAAGGAGGAGAAGUUCCCCAGCCGAGGAGACAUGUCCCUUUGGACGGAUUACCGCAAUAUGAGGGGCCUUGGCUAUGGGCCCUUUACAGAGGAAGGAAAAAAUUGGUACAAUCUCAGAGCCCUUCUGAACAAGCGCAUGCUGCACCCGAGGGAUGCGGUGCGGUACGGCCCUGUGAUCAAUGAAGUGGUCACGGACCUGAUCAAGCGCAUCUGCUACCUGCGGCAGGCCUCUCCCUGCGGAACCCUGGUGACCGACGUGUCAAACAACCUGUACCUGUUCUCCCUUGAAGGUAUAUCGUCGGUUCUGUUCGAGAAGAGGAUUGGCUGUCUGGAGAACGCAAUACCCGACGGCACGCAGCACUUCAUCGACUCCAUUGCCCAGAUGUUUGCGAACAGCGCGGGGGUGAUAUUGCUGCCAAAGUGGGCCCAGCGCUUCUCGCCACACUGGCACCGUUACAUAGCGGGGUGGGACGGCAUCUUCAAAUUUGCUGGGCAGUUGAUUGACAAGAAGGUUGAGGAGAUGGAGCGGCGCUUGGGUGAGCAGCAGGAGGUGGAGGGGGAGUACCUAACCUACCUCCUCUCGAACACCCAGCUGAGUCGCAAGGAGGUGUACGGCAGCGUCACAGAGCUGCUGCUGGCCGGGGUGGACACGACCUCCAAUACGUUAAUGUGGGCGUUGCACUUGCUGUCCAAGAACCCUGAAGCUCAGGAGACCCUUUAUAAGGAGGUUUCUGACCACACAGACAUCCUGUCAGCUGAGGAAGUGAACUCUAUGCCGUACCUCAAGGCAGUCAUCAAGGAGACCCUGAGGAUGUAUCCUGUUGUUGUGAUGAAUGCAAGAAGAAACAUUGAAAAGGACGUUGUUAUUGGUGGCUACCAUUUUCCAAAGAACACAGUCUUCGGGUUCUCUCUCUACGCCAUGAGUCAUGAUGAGGAGACGUUCCCGGAGCCGUGGCGCUUUGAGCCGGGCCGGUGGCUGAGGGACGGCCGAGAGAGACCCUACCCAUUCGGGUCCAUCCCCUUUGGCUUCGGGGUCAGAGGUUGUGUUGGACGGAGGAUUGCUGAGCUGGAAAUGCACCUGUCUCUGGCCAGGAUGAUCAAGCUUUUUAAAGUGGAACCCGACCCCACAUUGGAGGAGAUCAAACCAGUGAGUCGCACCGUGCUGGUGGCCGACCGACAGGUCAACCUGCACUUCCUGGACAGAAGCAACCAAUCCCAACGCUAGUUUCACUUAUCAACUGUUUUAAACCGACCGGUACAACAGUAAUGACCCUUUUUAGCGGCUUUCCUUAGCUGCCACUGCAUAGCUAGUUACCGUGGUAAAACUUUGGUGAAUAAAUGAACACGAAUAUAAAGAAUGCACACACACACACACACACACACACACACACACACACACACACACACACACACACACACACACACACACACACACACACACACACACACACACACACACACACACACAAACACACACACACACACACACACACACACACACACACACACACACACACAAUAAUGUAACAUUGAACAUCAUCUUACACAUUACGUAUCCACAUUAUAUUACCAGUUUUUUUAUAACCCUAUAUAUAUAUAUAUAUAUAUAUAUAUAUAUAUAUAUAUAUAUAUAUAUAUAUAUAUAGUUAUAUCUAUAUGAUAUUUUACCCUUUACAAAAUGUAAAACACCACUUUCAUAAAGAGGAGGAUCCCCACAUGACCAGCAGAGGGCAUCAUAAGCACAAGAAAGAACUUGAACUUGACCAACUUGUUGAUUUCCAAACAUGCUAUUUACAGACGCAAGUAGCCUAUGUGUCUGUAAACUUAAUGGCCGACAUUUAUAAAGUUUUUCAUACAUUGUUUACGCAAAACUGUUACUCACAAGAGCCCAAUAAAACAUUUAUUCUA